UCUUUGUCUUCUCUGGCUUGCGAGACGCUAACGUUAGCUGUUUUACCAUCAAACAGCUGCGCUGCAUCAAUCUGUAUAAGCCCUACGCUCUCCCUCACUCUGUUUUACUCCCCCUCCCCACCCUCACUCUCUCUCUCCCUCUCUCUCUCUAACACACACACACAUACACCCUCAACAUCGCAGCAAAUUGUGUCCUGCAAGAGCUGGCACCAAACUGACGCAUCCAUGGAGCGCUCCUUCCGCUUUCGACUUUCAUACUGCACAGCGUUAGGAUUUAAAGUAAUAUAGGGACAAACCCUACAGAAGCACACAAUUGCACAUUGUUUACGUAUUUGACGUGAGGAUAUUACAUCAAUUCCGUUUUGAAACUUUUCGAACCGUCCGUCCGUCCCCACGCUCCCCUCACAUCCAUUCCCCCUGUCAUUCUUCUCCCUUUAAGAUUGCUAUCGCUAACUGAAAUCUUCCUCUAUGGAUGGGAUUGAAGCCGGGAGGAUGUCUCCCACUUUCCGAGCCCGGAGUCGGCCGCUGCAAGUGAUGCUAAACCAGAGGAAGAUCAAAGCGAAGAGGAAAAAGCGAAAGGAGUUGCUUUGGGGGCAACUGAGCUUCCUGGGGGUCUUGUUCAUUGUGAUGUCGGGAUUUUCCUGUCUGGCCAAAAAUUCAGGUUACAGCGCAUCCAGCUACAGCGCUGAGGACGACACCAGGUGGGGCAGCCGGAGGCUGCUGUUUGAUCCAGACAAGAACGAAACGAGGAAGAACUGCACUGAACCAGCUCUGAACGAGUUCCCGACGGACAUCUUCUCUCACGAGGAACGGGCGGAAGGAGCGGUGGCCUUGCACGUACUGUGUACAGUAUACAUGUUCUAUGCCCUGGCUCUGGUCUGUGAUGACUACUUUGUUCCCUCUCUGGAAAAGAUCUGUGAGCGCCUGGACCUCAGCGAGGACGUCGCCGGGGCAACCUUCAUGGCGGCCGGCAGUUCCGCCCCUGAGCUCUUCACCUCUAUCAUAGGAGUGUUCGUUACCAAGGGCGACGUGGGGGUGGGCACCAUCGUGGGCUCGGCGGUCUUCAACAUCCUCUGCAUCAUCGGCGUCUGCGGAAUCUUUGCCGGCCAGGCCGUGCGGCUCUCCUGCUGGGCUGUCCUCAGGGACUCCCUGUACUACAUCCUGUCCGUGGCUGCGCUCAUCGUGUUUAUCUAUGAUGAGAAAGUCUCUUGGUGGGAGUCUCUUGUCUUGAUUCUGAUGUACCUGGUUUACAUUCUCAUAAUGAAGAUCAACACGCCUCUGCUGCGCUACUUUGAGAGCAGGAAGAAGAGCUCAGUGAAUCUGGCAAACGGCACGACGAGCAACGCUGACAUGGACGACAACUGCGACGCCACCAUGGUGCUGCUCAAGAAAGCAACGUUCCACCACAAGCCGUCGGUGCUGAUGGUGGACGAGCUGCUCUCGGCCUACCCGCACCAGCUGUCCUUCUCCGAGGCCGGGAUGCGCAUCAUGAUCACCAGCCACUUCUCCCCUCGAACCCGGCUCACCAUGGCCUCCCGCAUGCUCAUCACCGAGAGGCAGCGUCUGAUUAACAGCAAGUCCUUCGUCAACGGAGACCCCGAGGUGACGGUGCGCAUCCCGGGCCGGAGGGGCCUGGAGAACGGGCUGGGCGGGGCCGAGCGGGGGCUGAACGGGCGCCGGGGCCACCGCGGCGAGGACGACGGGUGGGGGAUCGACACCGGGAACGAGACGGAGAACGAGAACGAGGACGAGAACAACGGGAAUGAGAAGGAGGAGGAGGAGGAGGAAGAGCGCGGGGGACCGUUUGUGCCCUUUCGCGCCCCAGCUGGGCUGUGUAACAGGCUGAAGUGGCUGCUGGCCUGGCCGCUGUGCCUGCUGCUGUACUGCACCGUGCCGGACUGCAGCCGCCCGCCCUGGGAGCGCUGGUUCAUGGCCAGCUUCUUCAGCUCCACCCUCUGGAUCGCCGGCCUCUCCUACAUCAUGGUGUGGAUGGUGACAGUGAUCGGGUACACGCUGGGCAUCCCCGAUGUCAUCAUGGGCAUCACCUUCCUGGCAGCUGGCACCAGCGUCCCCGACUGCAUGGCCAGCCUCAUCGUGGCGCGGCAAGGCAUGGGCGACAUGGCCGUCUCCAACUCCAUCGGGAGCAAUGUGUUCGACAUCCUGGUGGGCCUGGGCCUGCCGUGGGUGAUCCAGACCCUGGCCAUCGACUACGGCUCUUACGUUCAUCUGAACAGCAAGGGGCUCAUCUUCUCUGUGGGGCUCCUGCUGGCCUCAGUAUUCCUCACAAUCCUGGGUGUGCACUUGAAUAAAUGGACUCUGGACCGGAGGCUGGGCCUGGUGUGUCUGCUCAUGUAUGCCGUGUUCCUCUGCAUCUCCAUUCUCAUAGAGUUCAACGUUUUCACCUUCGUCAAUCUGCCCACCUGUCGCCACGACUGAAGCCCCUCCCCCUGGUCCGCUGACUGGCCCCUCCCACUCUCAGCGGGGGGCGGCCCCCUGCAUCCCCUGCCCCCUCUUCACUUUUCCGUGCAGACGAUUGCUUUUCCUUGUCAUUGGUGCAAUAUGGACAGAGCGAGCGACAGAGACACAUGUAUUUUUGUCAACUACUGCCUGCUGUGAUGUGGAACAAGAAGAACCUUUUUGAAUUUUGUAUGGUUGAAUCGAAACUGGAUUAUAAUUAUGAAUAAUAUCACUAUUAUAUUUUACAAGGAGAUUUAUUUUACUAGCUGCUAAUUGACUAAGACAAAGCUGGACUGAUGAGAAUGCUAUUAUUAUUAUUAUUAUUAUUAUUAUUAUUAUUACUGUUGUUGUUAUUAUGCAAAUGAUUAUUAUUAAGGGUAUUGACAUUUUGAUUAGAGAGAGAGAGAGUGCACAGGACAUGCCUACAGAAACACUGGGGAAAAGCACAGCUGCCCACCUGAAGUGGACCUGAGUGGGCUCUCUCUCCCCCACCUGUCCCUUUGUGUGCUGUCUGAGUGGGAACAAACUUUUUUUAAAAAGCAUAUUUUGAAGUCAGAGGGUGUUGGGUUUCCCUCUGUGUCGGAGACAAGCGGAGACAUUCCUCUCUCCGACAUCAGGACUGCACCGUGUGCUAGCUGUUCGCUGGUGUGUUUCGUUCUUCUGUACUUUGUGAAGCAAAGACUCAAUCCUAUUUAUUAAUUUAUUGAAAGUUAUUUAUGUGCAUAUGAUGUAUAUUUUUGCCAUAAAGAAGAAAAAAACAACUAAUCUACCCACAGCUGUCCCAAAGAGGAGAUCACCCUGGAUAUAGUCCAGCAUCGUCACUUUAUCGCACAAAACUUCUCAUUCAACUCGUCCAUCUUCUUUUUCUGACAGUAAGAGUCACAUCUGCAUCCGUGCUGUGUUCCUCCAAGAGAUCACUCUGAAAAUGUUCUGUUUCUCACACAUAAAUGCAGUGGUGACAAGCCACGUCUUUUUAACAGUGUUUUCAGUGUUCACACUUUAAAAUGAAGAAUACCACACGCGUGUUAAAUUGACUGAACCUCUUUUCUUUCUCGUACGAAGGUUUUAGUCAUGUUUUCUGAGGUUAAGGUUAGUUCCUUUAGAAGAAUACGCCCUAGUGGCUGAUUAUCAGAAUUUGGCUCUGGUAAUAUGAAGCUCAUCUCAAUGUGACGAAACUGAAUUAGUCUUAUUUUGACUCAUUCUUCUAGUAAACAUGUUCUGUGCAGAAUUUGAAUACGUCAGUAGGUAAGGCCUAGUGUUAUUGUUCAUAUUGUACAGGUGGAUAUUCAGUAAUUUAAUAGAUCCUCGUGUUUUGAAUUUGUUAAUAACAGAUUGAUUAUUUGUAUUUUGUAAUGCAGAAUGUUCAGAGUGACCAUGGGCUGCACAUUCAAACUUUCUGCUUGUCUGUAGGUUUGGUUUCGUUAUGGUCGUAGUCCAAAGUUUCUUCCCCAAAGACCCAUUGUGGCACGACACAUUUUCAAAUAUUUUGUGAACAGCUACUACCCCCCCCCCACACACACACACACACACACACACACGUACAUAAUUUUUUUUCCCUCUUUGUCUUUGAUACACACAAAAGAGUGUGUUUUGCAAGUACAACCAUGAGUGUCCACAUUUUGCUGCGAUGGUGAAAUGCAGACUUGGUGAUGUUCAUAAUCUGGCCUUCACUUAAAAUAAUAAAGAGAUGCUGUUGAAUGGGAAGCCGGUAACACUUGAUACUGAUAAGUUUUCAUAUUGUGGCAAGGCAGGCUUUUGAAAAAUAACUGAAGAUAUUUUGUAUACCAUAUUCAUUCAUAAUCAACUAAACACAAUUAAAUCUUCAAUUACAGGCAUGGCUGUUUAAGUGCUUUAUGGACAUUUAGGCCACCUCUCUGAUUGCUGGAAUUUUUACUGUCCUGUAUUUUUUCCGUAAUCAUUGUGGUACAGUCCUCAUUUCAAUGAUUGAUUUAAUCACUUUUGUGGCAGGGGGUGUAAUGCACAAUAUUAUUCUUUUUGUUAUAGGGUGAUAAAAAACAUUAACUGAUUUUGCAUUUUGUGACCAAUGCACCUGCAAUUUAGGCACCUACUAUUUUGCCACUUUUGAACUAAUAGUUGCCUCAUGUUGCUUUGGAAACUUACAUAUCAAAGUGCUGAUUGUCAGCCCUUUUUUUAGUUCAAUGAUACUUUCAUUGAAUUUGCUAUGAAUUACCUGUGUAGCUGUACUUGUGACUUAGUUACUGAAGAGUUAAACUACUUUUUCAUGUUGUGUUUCUUUUACUUUUUCCAACCUCUGUAUUCAGAGGGCACCUUGCAGUUGUUUAUAGCACUAAUGGCUGCCUACCAAUAGAGGGCGCUGUAGGGCAGAGUGUAAGCUAGUCACCAUAUUCUCUUGUCUUGUAAUUGUAAGAACAACCUUUGAUCUUUGAAUACUUAACCGAAGCUAGGUUCUCAUUUUAUUGCUCAAGCCUAUGUGCGGUACUUCUGAAAAAUAAGCCUCAAGACCACAUUAUCUAUUAUUGUUGUUACUGCUUUUGAUAGUCUGUACAGUUGUACACAAAGUAUUGUCACACAUAACCAAAUGUGAGCAAACAAAAAAUUAGAAAUAUUUUUUAGUUGGAGAAAAGUGCAUCAUACUGUUACAAGCAGUACAGUAUAAAUUCAAAAUAAAAUAAAUUAGUACAUAUUAAAUUCCUCAAAAAUCAACUUGAUUGUACAAUUUCUAGAAAUGUUUCUAGAGUAUGUUCAGAUACUGUUGUAUGCAGCUGUACAUAUGAUUGGUUGUAAAUAUAUAUUCUUGCAUUUUCACAGGACUCAACACAGCCUACACGAUAAGGUACUAUUAUUUGCUUGAAAUUAUUCAGUAACUCUCAGUUGUUUUCUACGGGAUUGCUGUCUAGUGCAAAACAUUUAAUAUAAUUUGUGAUAUUCACAGGGUGAUGUGUUGCUUCUGUACAUAAAUAUAUAUAAAUAUACAUUAUACAUUUAUUUAUAUAUUUUGUUGUAAUCUGUAUAUCUGUUGGUUAUAAUUGGGGUACAUUUAUCCAAAAUCCUUUUUUUCCUCACAGUGUUUUGUUGCGUUGAGAUUGUGAUGAAAUCACCUCACAAAGUAAUUUGCAGUUGACUCGCAUGGAGAUAAUUAUGUCAUUUUUAGUUAGUAAUGACUGUACCUAUUAUGGCUGAUAGUGUACAGGUCCAGGACACAGAUUUGCUGAACUGCAUGUGAUAGGUUUGGUUUGGUCGCUGCGCCCUUGGGGAUAUACAUGGUGAAAACAUGAGUUUUCCCAUCAGCAGCCGUUUCUAGAACGUUCACUGGAUUAAUGGAACAGAGUUUACUUUUGUGUACCAGACAGUUAUAUUCAGAUGUUUGUAUAUUUGAAUUUUUGCUACUCAAGCACAAAUAAAGCAACCCUUUUUAAAGGUCA
Molecule: messenger RNA, 5861 nt
Organism: Anguilla rostrata (American eel)
Lineage: Eukaryota; Metazoa; Chordata; Actinopteri; Anguilliformes; Anguillidae
Gene: slc24a3
Product: solute carrier family 24 member 3
Exons: 17
Coding region: 469-2436 (655 amino acids)
Biological process (GO): intracellular calcium ion homeostasis; calcium ion transmembrane transport
Cellular component (GO): plasma membrane
Molecular function (GO): calcium channel activity; calcium, potassium:sodium antiporter activity
Source: RefSeq, a predicted model, not a curated record